Pseudomyrmex gracilis is the source of this 9121-nucleotide messenger RNA. RefSeq lists its product as uncharacterized. The transcript has 20 exons. Bases 1 to 8343 code for a protein of 2780 amino acids. The record is from RefSeq and is a predicted model, not a curated record. NCBI's taxonomy places the organism in Eukaryota, Metazoa, Arthropoda, Insecta, Hymenoptera, Formicidae.
AUGGCACAAGGGCCCACCGGGAAUGAGAUGCAGAUUGCCAGAGGCCACUUCAGCCGCGCCAGGGGGAGUGAAUUUUUAAUAACACCGCGCCCCGUGCCCGCGGCGGCUCUCUCGCCCGGACGGAAGAAUCCCAUUGUCUUGGCCGCGUCGGAAAAAGGACGAGGCGAAAUAGUACCGUACGAGAUGCGUUACGCCCGACCGAUUGACGGCAGUCAUCAAAAUUAUACCGCAAACAAAUCGCCGACGAUCAACAGCGAAAUAAGUAGUAGCGCGGCUCUCGACAAAUUUCUAGAAGACGUUCGGAAGGCGAAGAGCGAUUUGAAGCGGAUGGAUCACGCUGCGCGUCGUGUUGAUCACAGAACGCGCCUGGACGAUCAACCGAUGUAUACAAACCAGUACUCGACUGUAUCCGUCAACACGGAGGACGUCCUAGAACGGACUGAUAUCGGUUAUGGAAGUAGGUUACGCGGCAAGAGGGGCUUCGAUCGAAAUUAUGAAACGAUGUGGAUGCUGCGGAAGAAGCAACACGGGGGGAAGAGUUCUCGCGAUGUCCCACAGAGAGUCUAUCUGGAUAACGACAUGACGUUCAAGAGGGACGCUGAUAGCGCUGAUUUCAACGCUCUUUAUCAAUUCCCCGGCAUGUCCGAUAGAGCUGUCUACGAAGAAGAAGCGAUGGCCGAUCAGCAACUGAAAAAUUGGGCUAGAAAGAAGGAUCUUCAUUCCGCGAGCGACUGGUCGAAUUCUAAUGAGAAUCCCGAAGUGACUAACAGCGAGGACGCUCGGUCUCGCGAUUACGAAGCCGCUCGUGAAUUUCUCGAUUCGAGUAAAGAUAAAAGCAAGCCGCACAUCGAUACGCAGAUUCAACCAAUCGGGUCGGUUGUAUCGCUGUACGCUGAUCCUAUACGUACAGACUUUUCCGCUCUGAGGGAGUCUCCGGUCGCACUUAAAAACGAGAAAUCCCAAAACGUACCGUUACACUUAGAAUCUUUGAAGAAAACGGUGCUGGAAUUGAAGCACAGUCUGAUGCCGAGUAACAAAAAGAAAAACACGAUCUCGAGAGGUGAGUCCAACUGGUGGAACGAUCCGAGAUCGACGGUCGAGAUACUCGAUUUUGAGAAAGUUUCUGAUUACCGUCCGGAUGAUGAAGCAAGGAUAAAACGAGCUGCGAAUAUUGACGGCGAAGAUGAAAGUAACGCAAAGAUUUUUCGGGGAGGUGCGGGAUUCGGAGAGUUUUAUUUCGGACGGCAAACUUCGAGAGAAUUGCACGAUCGCGGAAAACGAACCAGAAGAAGUUUCGUUGCAAAUAUGAAUUACAUAAAUAAUCAAACGGAUAUUCCUGAAAAUACGCGUCGUUAUCAAAAUGUUCAGAUCAAGAACGUUCCUAUAAAUCUAACUACUUCGGCAAACUCCAAAGGAAUCGACGUAAAAUCACGCUCUAAUUACCUUAAUAACGGUUCGGUGCAUAUUUCGAGUAAGAUGAACAUUCUCUAUUCGCGGAAUCCUUCUUCAAGCGAUAACUCGAUUAACUUGACGGCUAUUCCAGAAACGGAUAACGGAAAAAUUAUUUCCGACCUGAGACAUCCAAUAUAUUUAGAACCGUGCUUAAACAAUCGUUCUAUCGCCGACGACGAAUCCCUAUCUCUCGUCGAGAUUAAUUUGCGAACGAAUUCGCAAGAACGUAUUAUCACAGGCGACGUUUCAGAAACGAGUUCCGAAUCAGUAGGUAGUCAGUUUUUCACGAACGGUCCCGUGUCAAAAACUAUUCAGCGUACGUCAGAAGGGCGUAAGCCCAGUUUGUUCGGUUUCGGAAGAGAUGUUCCUGUAUUGAACGCGACCAUAAUUUCGAUACAUUUCUUAAAAAGCAACGAUGAAGCCGAUGAUUUUCGGAAAUUCGCGAAAAAUCAAAGUAGCGAGGAGAGACUGGGAUUCGCGGCGCGGAAAAUAUCGCGCCUCCGCGCUGAUGAAGGACAAUCGAAGGGCGCGGGGGUGGAAUUUCCCCGGGGAAAUACGUCGCGCGGCUUCGUCACAAAUGAAUCGCGAAGCCGCGUCGUCGAAACAACCGCGGUCGCGACAGAAAAAGAAAACGAGGCGAACGGGACGCGAAAGGAAAACCGCGAGCCGAUACUCGGCGUGAUCACGGUCUUCGAGCCUCGGGGGCGUCCGUAUCAAAAGCAGGAGACAGAGACGGCGCCGAGAUUGUACCGACGAAUGGAGAAAGGCGAAAAGUCUAGGGGAAAGAUAAGAGCGAGCAACGUCGGCGAAUCAAGAAAUGCAAAUGCGAGACGAGACUCGGCGAGUUCGCCGAUUGAUCCCGUCACCGUUGCAAAACCGGAAACUGAGAACAUAAAUACGUGCGAGACCGACGAAUCGAUAACGCCGACGACGAAGAACCGACGCGAGAAUACAACUUCGAUAAUUGUAGACAACGAUUUGCGAAAGCAGCAACAGAUGGUUCCGCCUACAAGCGCGGAGAGGAGCGGGAACGCAAAUAAAUCCGAUGGAAAUUCGGAUAUCAGCGGAAUCGACAUUCGCGCUCUCGGGUCAAACGGAAAUGAGACUAUGAAUGUAAAGGAAGGUACUCGAACCGUGAUAGAAGCUCCCGAAUACGUUGAGUUCGAUAAUAAUUUACGGAGGAAAUUAUUAUGGAUUGCCACGACUUUUGUCGAGACUGAAGAUACAACGGCGAACAACACAAAAUCGAUUCUUAACUCAUCGAUCGGAAUUCAUAUUGGAACAGUUAUCGACAAGAAAUAUCGUUAUGAAAAUAAAACAAACAAUUCGUCAAAUUUUAAAGUGUUGAGCAGAGUCAAGCGUGAAGAUGACGCUGAAGAAAAUUUUAUAUUACAAAGUGCUCUUGAUUCUCCGAUUUCUAACGGAAAUCACGCUCGUUACAAAAGAUCGACUUAUUCCGAUGAAAAUUUAGAAGUCAGCAACGAAGUAGGUUCCCCGAACGCGGCAGUCAGAAAGGAAGCGUUGGAAAAAAUUAACGAUGACAAACAAGAAGAUGACGAUGAAAAUUAUCAGAACGUCGAAGGAAUUAAGGAAGAUUAUAAUAACAGAGAAGAUGACGUGAUAGAAGAUAAUGAUAAAGUGGCAGAAAACGAAAGAGCGGAGCGAUCUUCGAUCAGACGGAAGAUCGAUCCCAUAAAAGCCAAAGUCGAUUUGUUGAUUAAGAAAAAGCUCGACAGAAAGAACGAGGAGUACAGGAGAAAGAGACGCAGCGCGUUGGACAUGAUCGAUUAUUAUGAUUACAACGACGAUGAGGAGCGAGAACGCGACGCUCUGACAAACGAACGGCAGUCCUUCGACAACGAAGACAAUAAACUUUCAUUCAAAGACGAAGCGAAGAUAAAGCGCGAGGGCAAAACAAUGGGUGAUUUGGGAAAGAAGAAGAACGAGCACGCCGAAGAGAUGAUGAAACAGAAAAUCCUGAAGGAGCAAAGAAAAAAUAAGGAGCCGAAAGAAGAAAUCGUCGUCAAUGUUGGCGAACGUAAGAAUAAAACUGCGAGGAACAGCGAGAACGGCAAGGAUCCGGUUAGUUUAUCGGGAUCGAGCUUUGAGGACAGUUCGAACGAAUACGAACGAUCGACCAAAGAAAACUCGGAGAAGAUUCGUCAAGACGAAAGUCCCACGAAUGGUUAUUACAAGAAAGAUUUGAAAUGUUAUUUUACGUUCGACAGGUUAGAUCGAUUAUCCGAGAACAAUAUUGUGUCGCCGGAGAAGAAUCCAGAAUCGUCAUUGAAAGACGAUUACGAAGAAAAGAAACUUGAUUGUUCGAACGAACCUUUGAAACACGCGUCUAAAACACACGUGGACGUAAAUCCUGAAGUUAUCGAAAAUAUUUUACUAAACAUCGAGCCUUUCGAUCUCGCGGAGCCAAAGGAAGAGAUGGAAGUCUCCGAAAAUGUUUACGAUGAUUUUGAGAAUAAACGAGCGGACGAUCGACGUUACGAGGAUUAUCGGGAGAAUGAUCGUAGGAAUUCAAACAACUUCGAACCUCUGUACGAGGAAUUGAAAACCGUGUACGAUUGGUCCGACGAAUUAAAGAGCGGGCCUCGGCUUCGAGGCGAUCAAAGACUUCGCUACGAAUCGGAUGAUAAGCUCGAAACAAACCCUCCUCAAUUGCAGCCAUUCAACGAUAGAUUUCUCGGCUCGGAUCAAAACGCGCAGAUUCAUUCGAACGACGCAUCCUGGACGACAGGUUUAAACAGCACUCCAGUGAGCAAUUAUCUGGCGCUUAAAGUCACGGAUGAUAUGUUUAAGGGCGGCUGUGAGCAAGGUGGUUCCAUCGGGGAAAAUUUGUCACAUAAAUUUUCUGUCAGUACAACCAUCGGACCGUCGAAAGAUAAAGAAAAUAUAUUGACACAGAUUGUGGAAAACCGGAUUAAUCCGUUUCCCGAACAAAGUGCGAAUAUAGAACAGUCGGUAAAGAUCGAUAAAGAUUCCGGUUCCCCGUACGAGACUCGCAGGUACGAGUCCGAGAUGCGCGGGGUGUGGAAGCGAAAUUUGAAUUCCGAGAAACAGGCGGCGAUUAGUUCGCAAGACUUACGCGAGUCCUUUGUGGAGUCCUCUCUGGAUUGGCACGAUGACUUCGACGACAACGUGAAAAUUAGAUUCGGUAGAGGACUGAAAGCCGUGGACGAGACAAUUUCUGAUUCGAAGAAAAUCGACGAUCGAGACGAACGAUCAACCGACGUCGGAAACAAAGCUAAUAGCGUCGGAAAAGUUUACGAACCAAACUCGACGAAUACGAAUGGAAAUGAAGAUCUCGAAGUUGCCGAACAAAAGCACGCAAAUCGACGAACACUGAGAAGUAAAAGAGCAACCGUCACAUAUCGCACGUUAUACGACGACUUGAAUCCAGGCAAUUCCGACGAAGAAAAUAAUCUGAAUAAUCGUUUCUCACUUCCGAAUUUUCUCGAAGAUCGAUCCGACAGAAUGUAUCGCGAGUACAGUCCAAAUUGGAACGAUUUGCAAGAUCUCGAUCGUUCGAAGACUCCUCGAGACAUCAGGAAGAAAGCAAAAUUAGAAGGAAAAAAUAAACAGAAAAAGCACUUUUCCGAGAAACACGCAAAGAAAAGUAGCUCGCAUUCUUCGUCAAGUAGAAACAGAAGGCAUCACACGCAUCGAUCGGAUGCGUCGUCGAAAAACCUCAAACGAAACCAUUUGAAGCCGAAGAUGAGGAAGAACAAAGCUAAAGCUUUUCUCGCGACUAAACGUGCCGGAGCUCGGAAGAGCAAAACAGCCGAGCAAGGGCUGCUUCGUGCUGAGGAAACACCACUCGGUAAAGUGCUUUACGAGAAUGUGGAGGAUCAGAGUACAGUGAAGCCGGAGGAGGACGACGCACGGAGAAAGGAAAUUACGCUGCUCCUUGCAGCCGACAACGUUGACGAUGAGUCACAGAUGGACAUGGCUGUUCACGGCGAGCUGGCUGGAAAAAUCGUUGAGCAUAUAUUUGAACAGGUCCAAAAGCACGAUCAAUUGAAGAGGGUUCUUGGUCCCGGACUGCAGCGCAAUUACAAGGAAAAUGUGAUAGCGGCGGGUAAAAUUUAUCACCAAGGACUUGACGAGGAUGGAACGAAUCGUACAGAAGCGAUGAUGAAGAGAGUCACGGAGCUUCUCGACAGAUUGAUUCUCAAUGAGGUACAAAAGAAGACUUGCGUUUCCUUAUCUCCGGAUAUGCGAGAAUUUCUAGGAUGGAUGCUAGAAGUGGAUCGAGAAGAGGAAUCGUCAGAAGAAGCACUUCCAUUGCCACUGGUUCGCGAAGAGAUUAUUCCGAAACAAAAUACGGAAGAAGGUCGGUUUUUGUUUGAUACUCCCAAACAAGGUGCGGAAGAAAGUGUCAGCGAUCUACAGAAAAAAGUGAAAGUAUUAGAAACUCUUGUAAAGGAAUACAACGCUUUGACAACAGAAGAGAAAAUGAAAGUCCAAACAGUUCAUGAUUAUUUGGUUCGGCAAUUAAAUCUACUGCUACAUCAUAUCGAAGCACAACAAUCCGCCGGAGCAAAAGAAAAGUCGGCACCCACUCGAGCAGCUGGAGCUAAAACUGGGAGUAUUUUGCAGUAUCAAAGCGCAACGCCUAAUGCAAGCUAUUCAACGGGAAAAGAUGCAUUUCUUAUGCCGAUCGAUAAGCGUAAUUUUUUUCAGUUCAACAACGUCUCGUUUAACAUGGCAGACGGACGGUUUAGUGAUAGUCACAUCGCAUCUCAUUACAGAGAAACGCGAAGCGUCGGUAAAGUCUCGUCCAAGCGCAAGAGACACGAUCGCAAGAAGAACAAAAAUCUCAAAAACCUAAGGCAAAAACGUAAAAAAAAACAUCGCGCGGGAGAAUCGUUGAAACACGACAAAAAGUCGCGGCGAAAAAAACGCGCGAAUCUCAGAGAGAACAAUCGAAACUCGUUUUACUUAGGCUAUGAGGAGCCAGCAAUUUACGAUUCGCUCGAGUUGGUUGAUUCGAAACUGACGGGAAAAAGUGGGAAGCGAAAACGGGAACUGGCCGAUAAGAAAAGCGUGGCGAUCACCGAGAAUGACGGGAUGCUCGAUUUGUUACCAAUAAAGGGGAAGAAUCGGUUGGAGAACGAAGUGAUGCUGCUCAACAAGCGGGAAGCUUGGAAACGGGAGAACGAGAAACAGCUGGAGGAAGUCGCGUUUGGCAAAGACAUGAGAAACAGCACGGGAGCGCGGGAGAGCGAGCGAUUCGAGAAACUGACGGAAGGAGACAAACGGAAGCCGAUCGAUGAGACGGGUAUCAGAAUGAAGCGAGAAAACGUCGUUAACGGGUCGUCGGUCAUCGGUUGCGCGAAUCUUUCCGAUAAUUCUCGCGCGACAUUCGAGGACGGCAGAUCGGGAAAAAGUGCGGGAGCAAAUAACGAUAAUAACAACGAUGAUAACGGCGCGAGAAACGAGAACAACAAGCUGGAAUUGCUCGAGCGAACGAUCAAUGUUUUCGGGAACAACAGAAGCGACGUUGCAACCGAUACAGUCGCGGCGACCGUCGCGAAAGUCAAUGCGGAAGAAGAAAAGUUAGCGGUAAACGCGGGAGCCAAUAACGAGGUUAACGGCAAACUUUGCGCAGUAAAUCGCGAGACAAAAAUUGACAAGGCGAACGACGAAAGCUUCGUAAACUUGACGAGCGACGCGAAGCCUUGGGUCUCGGAGGAGCUACGGAAAGUUUCGGAAACGGGAGCGGACGAUAACGCUGUAAAAUUAAAUCGCGCGACAAGCUAUCGAUACGAGAAAACGGAUCCUGAGGUCGAGCUGAAAAAUCUGAGACGGCGAGAAAGACGAGUGGUGGUUCGCGGCGACGCGGAUCAUCGAAAACGAAAGAUGACCGACGCGUUUCAGAGCGAUUUUAAUCGCGGUGGAAACAAAUUAAGGGAAAAAUAUCUGACCGAGUUAGACGAGCCGAGUGAACCGGGUGACCCGGAUCCCGAGAAUAAUUCAGAGCUUCCGAGAUUAAGGAGUAAUAAAUGGCCGAAGCACGUCGUCGAAUGGAGAUUGCUGCCGGUAAUAAGAACACCGCCGUAUCACGACGGUCGUGCCUUAUCAAGAAUCCAUUUAAUCGGGCAGGAAAUACCGCCGUUGAAUAUCAUGAGAAACGUGGAAAUUCAACCGACAGCUCAUUUAAACAAGCCGAAACUGUGGCGAGCAAAACGUCACGGAUGGAGAAACGGCGUGUUCAAUAUCCCGGCCGGUGUAUUAAGAAUUGUCGGCGAUGUUGUCGGUGAUGACUUUCGGCAUGGAAUUCGGCCGAAACGAGUAACUGAAAUAGCGAAUUUCAGGGAUUUUCAUACAAAUUCGAAAAAAAUUCGUCCGAAAGCUCGAAAGCUAUCUCGACUGAGAGGCAACAAAAGAUCGAACGGUAUUGCGGAAUUCGCGGCGCCUCUCGCACCGAGAGAUCGUAAUCGCAAACUAAGCGAAAUAUCUCUCAAUGAUCCAGAAUUCGACGAUCGAACGAUCUACGACGGAGUUGCCGACUUUCGAUCGCCAGUUUGGCCGUAUUACGGCGAGUUUGCAAACACGCUCGCUCUUCACGUAGGUACAAACACUUUUGAGAGAGACGGUGACGUGUAUCGAUAUCCCGCGUAUCUCGAGUACGAUCGUCUCUUUAAAGAACGGGCUCGUGACUCGAAGCCGCGACUCGCGAGACGAAACAAAUUUCGGUCGGGAACUUUGAAAGCCGAAACCGUCGAUUUUCCGGAGGAUGACUUAGCAAACAGGAGUUCGAAGUCCGAGAUUCGCGGAAACUUCAGCGCGGAAACGAACGAGCCCCGACGGUCGCGCGCGUCCCAGGGAUUAUCUCGCGUCCGACGAGACACACAAGGCGUACACGCGAAAGCUUAGGAAAAGUAACGUAACAAAGGGAAAAGUUCGGGAAGCACAGACGGCUUUUGGGCAAUGAAAAAUAACUCGGUAUAUAGCUUGAGCGUUGCGGUGAGUUAGUUUUAUAUAGUUUGCGCGAUGUGACGUAAUAUGGCGCAAUGUGCGGGAAAAAAACAAAAAAACGAAUUCAAUUAUCUCGCACAUAAAUGUGCGCUUGGAAGGAAGCGCGUCGCGAAUAUCGCGUUAUGCCCGCGUUGCAUUUCCAGGUCGAAUCGCGACGCGCGAUAAUUGUCAAUGAGCGUCUAAAUAAUUUCAUCAGAUAAAUCAGAUAAAUCGUCGAUGCGCGUUAUCGUAAUUGACACAUUCGCCCUAUCUGGCUGCCAGACAAGCCUGUGAAACCUCGUAAAUCGUGCUAGCUCGUCGGGAUGAACUCGGUGUCGUCGCGUGUUUGCGCACAUACACCACCGACCGAGCUAAUCCAUCCACGCGAAGACCAUCGCUGUAGUGGCGGUUAAUGGCGGUGUCUUCCAAUAAUUAGAUUAAUAGAUCUUGUCGAAAGUUAAUUAAGAGACUUUGAGACGCAAAUUGUGUAUAUUUCAAUAUCGUAUCUUGGUUUAUGAAAAUUUUGCGAUCUAGUUUAUAACAUCUAGUAUAAAAGUGUAACCAAAAAUGGUUUUCUUAAUUUAUAAAGUCAAAGAAUAUUUACACAAGGACACAAAUAUAAUUAUACCCCCCUUUCAUACUCCUAUUUAAUUUAAUGCGGUAUAUAUCUAUAACACACACAUGCACACACACACAC